AUGGUGGUGGCAGAUCAACUGUGUUUAGACUUUCAGAAGAUGAAUCUUGAAGUUAUGCAAUAUGGAGAAGUAGAGAAAAUGUUUAGUGCAUUGACCAUCCAACCCUCGAUGUUUGAUCAAAUUAGGGAAGCUCAAUUAAAAGAUGAAAAGAUGGAAAAGAUAAAGAAAAAGGUGAGGGAGGGUCAUGCUGGAGACUUCGAAAUUCAUGAAGAUGGAAGUUUAAGAAUGGAAGGAAGGUGGUGUAUACCCGAAGCUUGUGAAGAUUUGAAAUUGAAAAUCAUGGAGAAGGUGAAGAGUGAACAUAAAAGACCCCAAGGAAAAGUCCAACCUUUAGAUGUGCCAGGAUGGAAGUGGGAUUCAUUUCGAUGGAUUUCGUUUUGCUUACCUAAGGGUAAAUCUGGGAAUGAUACGAUAUGGGUAAUUGUCGAUAGGUUGACCAAGUCUGCAGUGUUCAUACCUAUGAAGGCAACAUGGUCGAUGGAUCAACUAGCUAAGGCCUAUAUCAAGCAUAAGCUACAUCAAGCCUUUGGUUCGAAGCUAUUAAUGAGUACUGCUUUUCACCCAGCCACUGAUGGUCAGACUGAAAGGACCAUACAAACCUUAGAAGAUAUGUUAAGAGCUUGUGUCAUGGAAUAUCAGGGUUCAUGGGAAGAUCAUCUCGAUUUGAUAGAGUUCUCCUACAAUAACAGUUAUCAUUCAAAGACCGUGCAACAGGUUAAGAUGAUCCAAGGAAAGAUUAAGGCAGCCCAAGAUCGUCAGAAAAGCUAUGCUGAUCUGAAGCGUAGGGAAGAAGAAUAUGAAUUGAGACGGUAUAUUCCAGAUAAAUCGCAUGUGUUGCAGCCUGAAACAGUUCAAAUUGAUGAGAACUUGUCCUAUGAAGAAAGGCCUAUUAAGAUUUUAGACAGUAAGGUUAGAAGUACCCGGAACAAAGAUGUUAAAAUUGUUAAGGUGCUCUGGUCUAAUCAGAAGUCCGAAGAAGCAACAUGGGAAGCAGAGGCUGACAUGCGAAAGAAAUAUCCAGAGUUGUUUGCAGAAGGUUAG
This is a messenger RNA of Beta vulgaris subsp. vulgaris (sugar beet), 1041 nucleotides long. RefSeq lists its product as uncharacterized. Gene Ontology annotation, molecular function: nucleic acid binding. NCBI's taxonomy places the organism in Eukaryota, Viridiplantae, Streptophyta, Magnoliopsida, Caryophyllales, Amaranthaceae. The transcript is spliced from 5 exons. Bases 1 to 1041 code for a protein of 346 amino acids. The record is from RefSeq and is a predicted model, not a curated record.